Lolium perenne is the source of this 621-nucleotide messenger RNA. Its product is annotated as glutaredoxin-C15-like. Lineage: Eukaryota; Viridiplantae; Streptophyta; Magnoliopsida; Poales; Poaceae. The record is from RefSeq and is a predicted model, not a curated record.
ACAACCACAGAUCCACAGAACACUUCACCGUUCUCAGCGACCCUAUAGCUUUUUGAAUAGCUCCUUCCGCAAACCAUCAAGUAGAAGAUGGAAAGGGUGACGAGGCUUUCGACGGAGAAGGCGGUGGUGAUCUUCACAGCGAGCAACGAGUGCCCGAUGAGUCACACGGUGACGACCCUCUUCUCCGGCCUCGGCGUGUGCGCGGCGGUGCACGAGCUGGACAAAGACCCGCGCGGCCACGACAUGGAGCGUGACCUCGCCCGCCGCCUCGGCCGCUCGUCUCCCAUCCCGGCUGUCUUCAUCGGCGGCAAACUCGUCGGCUCCACCGACAGGAUCAUGUCACUGCACCUCGGCGGCAAGCUCGUGCCCAUGCUCAAGGCCGCGGGGGCAAUCUGGCUCUGAGCAUGCGUGAGAGAAGCAUAUACGUCAGAAAAUUUUGCACUUUGCAUGGAUGUAUGCAUGCGCGCGUAUAGAGGUUUGGUUUUGCACUUUAGCCAAGUCCUUAGGUGGUCGACUACCUAUCUUUAAAAAUGAAAAAGACGGGAGCACGGCAAGUUUUGGAGGCUAGCGAUAUGGAAUGACAGAUCUACGUAUUAAUACGACUUUAUCCACCAUUUCGCC